CGUGUAGUUGAAGGCGUUGUAACCGGAGUUGGCGCUGUGCCCGGACGAUCCAUCAUCGAUCGACAUGUGAAAGGUCGCUAAGGCUCCAAGGCUAUGCGGUCAUAUUUCAGUUUCUAGUGCAGUAGCAAAAGGCCAAAAGGCCAAAAGGCCAAAAGGGGUAAUUGUCUUUUCCCCCGUAUGAUUGUCCAACGCCCGGUUUGUCUUGGUCGCUGUCCUCCUCGAUGGCUAAACCAUACUACAUAGUAGUAUAGUCGUCGUCUCAGUAUCAACACACAACGUCCCACUGUCCUGUGGAACAGACCCAUGAUGCCCAUAAUAGUCGUCGUCUCAGUAUCAACACACAACGUCCCACUGUUCUGUGGAACGAGACCCAUGAUGCCCAUAAUUGAGGGCAAAUAGCCGCCGGGUAAAUAGGUCGUCGAUGCUUAGACUCGUUGGGGCUCCAGUUGGCUCUUUGGCCUUGUUGACCCCCCCACCUAUAGCAUCCUCAAACCCUCCUUCCGUCACUUUGCCAGUGACUAAACCCAGCUGUACACUGGAUGCUGCCUGUCCAAAUCCUCGGAUUUUCUUGCGCAUGUGUGGUCUUGUCUUCGUAAUUGAUUGGGAUAUAAGCUUGGAGACAUCGCCUGGUCCCCAUUUUGCCCUUCCUGAUAAAAACAGCCGUUGAAAUAGCCGGCUUGCCCCAUAGUGCUAUGAGUAUACCACUUAUAUAUACCACCUGCGCCCCUCCCCUCCCACAGAACCGACAUUCUGAGCGGCUUGAUCCUGAGUAGAGCGCCUUUUGCUAUUAUUUUUAUACCCUUCCAAACAAUCUAUAACUGAGUUUCGCAAAGAUGCCUGUCCCAAACAUCAAGCUCAACAAUGGCUUUGAGAUGCCACAAGUAGGCCUCGGCCUGUGGAAGGUUGGCAACGAUACUUGCGCCGAUACCGUCUACAACGCCAUCAAGACUGGUUACCGUCUGUUCGAUGGAGCUUGUGAUUACGGAAAUGAGGUUGAGGCUGGCCAGGGUGUUGCCCGUGCCAUCAAGGAGGGUCUGGUGAAGCGCGAGGACCUCUUUAUCGUCUCCAAGCUGUGGAACAGCUUCCACGACAAGGAGCAGGUCGAGCCAAUUGCCCGCAAGCAGCUCGCUGACUGGGGUAUUGAGUACUUCGAUCUCUUCUACAUCCACUUCCCAAUCGCCCUCAAAUACGUUGACCCCAAGGUCCGCUACCCCCCAGGAUGGGCUUUCGACGGAAAAGAGGAUUACCAACUCAGCAAUGCGUCCAUCCAAGAGACAUGGACCGCGAUGGAGUCGUUAGUUGAUCAGAAGCUCGCAAAGAGCAUCGGAAUUUCCAACUUCCAGGGCGCUCUUAUCCUCGACCUUCUCAGAUACGCCAAGAUCCGCCCGGCUGUCCUCCAGAUCGAGCACCACCCAUACCUUGUCCAGGAGACCCUCGUCAAGCUGGCUAAGGAGCAGGGCCUUGCCGUUACCGCCUACUCCACCUUUGGCCCAUCUUCCUUCCUCGAGCUCGGCUGGCAAAAGACCGCCGAUACCCCUCUUCUGUUCGAGCACCCUACCAUCACCACCAUUGCGAAGAAGCACGAGAAGACACCUGCCCAGAUUAUCCUGAGAUGGGUCACACAGAGGGGAUUGGCUGUUAUCCCUAAGAGCAACACCCAGAGCAGACUGGAGCAAAACUUAAAUGUUACCGACUUCAACCUCGAGCAGUCCGAGAUUGAUGAGAUCUCUGGCUUAAACAAGAACCUCAGGUUUAACAACCCAAGUGAUUACCUCGGCACUCUUCAUAUUUUCGCGUAGAUGGGAAUGUAGACAGGAUUUAUCAACAAUACAUAUUAUCAAAU
This is a messenger RNA of Pseudogymnoascus destructans, 1843 nucleotides long. RefSeq names its product NAD(P)H-dependent D-xylose reductase (XR) (gene XYL1). Bases 834 to 1799 code for a protein of 321 amino acids. NCBI's taxonomy places the organism in Eukaryota, Fungi, Ascomycota, Leotiomycetes, Thelebolales, Thelebolaceae. The record is from RefSeq and is a predicted model, not a curated record. Gene Ontology annotation, biological process: D-xylose catabolic process. The transcript is spliced from 3 exons. Gene Ontology annotation, cellular component: cytosol. Gene Ontology annotation, molecular function: D-xylose reductase (NADPH) activity.